GUUAGUACAGUUUCGGCUUAAGUCAGAUGAGACCCCCCUAAUAUUCCAUCAUGUAAGGCUAAUAAAGCAAUUAUUUCUUUUUACUUUUAUUGUAGACUCAUUGGGUAUAUGUAUGGGUUUCGUAUAUAGCUAAAUUGUACAUCCUGGGGGUUUGGUGUACAGAUUAUUUCAUCACCCAGGUAAUAAGCACAGUACCCAGUAGGUGGUUUUUCUUUUCUUUUUUUUUUCUGUGAGACUCUGUCUCACUCUGUUACCCAGGCUGAAGUGCAGUAGCAUGAUCUCAGCUCAUUGCAGCCUCUACUUCCUAGGUUCAAGCGAUUCUCCCUCCUUACCCUCCUGCGUAGCUGGGAUUACGGGUGCCCACCACCACGCCUGGCUAAUUUUUGUAUUUUUAGUGGAGACAGGGUGUCACCCUGGUGGUCAGGCUGGACUUGAACUCCUGACCUCAAGUGAUCCAUCCGCUUUGGCCUCCCAAAGUGCUGGGAUCACAGCAGUUUGAUCACAGAAGUUAUUACGGUUGGCAUUCUGGCACACAUCUUUCUAAUCUUUUUUGUUGUAACCUUUUUAGUAUCAUAACAACACUUCUAUAAACCUUGUGUAGAAAUCCUUGUUGUUGGUUCAUUUCCUUGAGAUACAUUCAAAAAACUUAUGACCAUUGUUAAGGAUCUUAAUUCGUUGCCAAAUCACAGCCAGGAAAGACUGCUAAUUUCUACUCCCAGCAGCAGGGACUUCUUGUUUCAGAUACCACCAUGGAUUAAAGAACCUCUCAAUGCUCUAUCCUUUUCAGAUGACUGGACUCUGCCCGUUUGUUUGUUUGUUUUUGAGAUGGAGUCUCACUUUGUCGCCCAGUCUGGAGUGCAGUGGCCCCAUCUCCGCUCACUGCAGCCUCCACCUCCGGGUUCAAGCGAUUCUCCUGUCUCAGCCUACCUAGUAGCUGGGAUUACAGGCAUGUGCCACCAUGCACGGCUAAUUUUUGUAUUUUUAGUAGAGAUGGGGUUUCGCCACGUUGACCAGGCUGGUCUUGAACUCCUGACCUCAAGUGAUCUGCCUGCCUCACCUCCCAAAGUUCUGGGAUUACAGUCAUGUGCCACCAGGCCAGGCUGACCUGUUUGUGAGGGGUGGGUGGGGAGGUUUUAUUUACUGAAACAUACCCUCUAUUCGUUGGAACCUGUUAUCAAGCCUGCACCUCUGGGCGGAGGCUAGGGCAGGGAGGGCACAGUUCCUAAGGCCACGUGGCCUUUCAACUCCUCCCAGCUGGGACACUGCAUCGGGAGGCAGCACGGCUUCCUGUGUCAUCAAGGUGCCUGGGUCUUGGCUUAGGGCUGAGGUUGGGGCCUUGGGAAGGGUUUGGAUUCCAAGUCCCUUCGCUGCAAGGAUGCCCCCGAGAGCGAGGAGGGGCAAGAUAAGUUUCGACUUCCUUCACUAAGGCCUUUGUCCUCCCAGGAGCUCCCAGGUUCUCUGGCGAUUGGGGGGGUGGGGAGGGGUUACAACGUUCAUUUGUGGUCAGUUAGAUGAGAAGUGACUCUGCCAGCGUCCUUUGACAUCCUCGGCUAAAAGGUGCGCCUCUUAGAGCCCCAGCCCACUUAGGCCCUCCUGCCCUGCCCUCGACCAGCGCCCCUCCCCGAGGCGUGGCACCUCGGUCGGGGGUGGGGAGAGGGAGCCGGGGGCAAAACCUGCUCCUUCCUUCUCCCAUUUCCCUGGCUCCCGCCGGCCACCCUGGGACUGCUGCCACAUCUGAAAGCGCCUCACCAGGCAGCGCCGAGGAUUGCCGGGCGGCGCGCAGGAGUACAGGGCACGGGCCGCAGUGCCGCGUUCCCAGAGGGAGCUCUGCGCCGGGUCCUUCCCUGUGGUAGCCCCAGGACACCCCCAUCCUCAACAUCCCAUUCUGGGACUCCUGCCCUGUUCCCAGAUUCGCUCUGCCUCGAGUCUCCUGGAGCUUCCAGUGGCUUGGUCACCCCCGACUCUCGUCCAUGCCUCUUAGAGCCCCUUUCCCGGCCUCACCGGGUGUCCCUUAAUAGUCUUGGGACCUUAAGGAGCAAGUCAGCCCCUGCGGACCCUCGCAGUGUAAAGAAAGCUGGCUGUGCGGUGGAACUUGGAAGAGACGACGUCUAGUAGAUUUGCUGAGCCCAGGAAGGGAAGCGUCCCUCUCGCUGCCGCUCCAGGUUGGACAGACACGCCAAGCUUUGAGCCAAUUGUCCGCUGUGCUGAAUGUAAGGCUCCUUAUCAGAAAGCUUCCAGUGAGGAACUGGUCUUCUGGAGACUGUGCGUGGCAUAGAGUGAUUCAACCACCUUCUUAAGAAGACCUCUGGCUUUCCUGGAACACAGAUGUUGAGACAUCUCCCAUAGAUUUGUGAUCAGCGUUGCAGCUCUCCCAGCAGCCCUGGACGGUAGCCCCCAGCCGCCGGCAUGUGGCUGCCACGCUUCUCCAGCAAGACAGUGACGGUGCUCCUCCUGGCACAGACCACCUGCCUCCUGCUCUUCGUCGUCUCCCGGCCAGGGCCCUCAUCCCCAGCCGGCCGCGAGGAUCGUGUGCACGUGCUGGUGCUGUCCUCGUGGCGCUCGGGCUCGUCCUUCGUGGGCCAGCUCUUCAGCCAGCACCCCGACGUCUUCUACCUGAUGGAGCCCGCGUGGCAUGUGUGGACCACCCUGUCGCAGGGCAGCGCCGCAACGCUGCACAUGGCCGUGCGCGACCUGAUGCGCUCCAUCUUUUUGUGUGACAUGGACGUGUUUGAUGCCUACAUGCCACAGAGCCGAAACCUGUCCGCCUUUUUCAAGUGGGAAACGAGCCGCGCGCUAUGCUCGCCGCCCGCCUGCAGCGCUUUUCCCCGAGGCACCAUCAGCAAGGAGAACGUAUGCAGGACACUGUGCACGCGGCAGCCCUUCAGCCUGGCCCAGGAGGCCUGCCGCUCCUACAGCCAUGUGGUGGUCAAGGAGGUGCGCUUCUUCAACCUGCAGGUGCUCUACCCGCUGCUCAGCGACCCCGCGCUCAACCUGCGCAUCGUGCACCUGGUGCGCGACCCGCGGGCCGUGCUGCGCUCCCGGGAGGCGGCGGGCCCGCUACUGGCACGCGACAACGGCAUCGUGCUGGGCACCAACGGCAAGUGGGUGGAGGCCGACCCUCACCUGCGCCUGAUUCGCGAGGUGUGCCGCAGCCACGUGCGUAUCGCCGAGGCCGCCACAUUCAAGCCGCCACCCUUCCUGCGCGGCCGCUACCGCCUGGUACGCUUCGAGGACCUGGCGCGGAAGCCGCUGGCAGAGAUCCGCGCGCUCUACGCCUUCACCGGCCUGACCCUCACGCCACAGCUGGAGGCCUGGAUCCACAACAUCACCCACGGGUCGGGGAUUGGCAAGCCAGGCGAGGCCUUCCAGACUUCGUCUAGGAAUGCGCGCAACGUCUCCCAGGCCUGGCGCCACGAGUUGCCCCUCACUAAGAUCCUGCGGGUGCAGGAGGUGUGCGCCGACGCGCUGCAGCUGCUGGGCUAUCGGCCUGUGUACUCUGCGGACCAGCAGCGUGACCUCACCCUGGAUCUGGUGCUGCCACGAGGCCCAUACCACUUCAGCUGGACAUCGCCUGACUGAGAACUCUGGGCCUUAGAGCAGGCCCCGAAUUGUGGUUGCCAGGCCCAGGAGGCGACUGCAUGGUGGAGAGGGAGCUGGGGCGCAUGGGGAAGCAGGUCACUACUAUUAACUGGGAGUUUGGGGUCCUCCCCUGAAGUAGGCAAGGACUGCACGUUUCUUUCUCUCCUGAUUCUCGGUUUUCCUUUGAGUCCUCUGGAGCUGCCUUCUCAUCAGGUGCACUCUUCAUGGAAAGCAACUCUUGCCCCUACCUCUUCUGGGCACAGGGAGUAAGUUCUGCUAAAUUAAAUUAAAUGUGUGCCAGGCCUGGCGCGGUGGCUCAUGCCUGUAAUCCCAGCAUUUUGAGAGGCUGAGGCAGGUGGAUCACCUGAGGUCAGGAGUUUGAGACCAGCCUGGCCAACAUAGUGAAACCCCCUGUCUACUAAAAAUGCAAAAAUUAGUCGGGCGUGGUGGCACACUCCUGUGAUCCCAGCUACUUGGGAGGCUGAGGUGAGAGAAUCCCUUGGACUCCAGAGGUGGAGGUUGCAGUGAGCUGAGAUCAUGCCACUGCACCCCAGCUUGGGCAGCAGAGCAAGACUCUAUCAAAAAAAAAGGAAAUAAAUUUGUUCAAAAGUCCUGCAAUCUAGUGAACUGUAACCUCAUUUUUUCUUUUUUUUUAAUUGUGUGAUUCCAUUUAUUUAAAGCAGAAAAACUAGUCUAUGGUGAUAGAGGUCAGAAUAGGGGAUACUUUGUAGGGAGGAUUUGACUGGUAUGUAACCUUAUUUAAUAUGUAAACAAACUACAACUUGACCAGGGAGUAUAUUCUUGUAAGAAGAAAGGAGUGUCCUCCAGUCAUAGCAGCCAGAUUUCAGCCAGGGGCAGACUGCAGACUGACCAGAUGUGUCCAAAUUAGACAAAGUCUGAGCUGUAACCAAUCAGCAAUGCCACUUCCUUUUUCUGUUUAUAAAUGCUGCUUGCCCAUUGUUGCUGGGUGGAGGUCUCUGAAACCUCUCUAAUAUAGAUCUCUCAUUUAAUGGGGUGAGUUUGGCCUUUAAUUCAUCAUCCCCAGAACAAAGACUGACCAAUUGGACUCAAAUGCUAUUGAACUAUCUUUAUGGCAUGGACUUUGAGUUAUUUGAUUUUGACUAGUUGUUAACUGAAACUCCUGAGAAGAAGUGUACUUCAGUUUCUUGGCAUUGUCCACUCAUAGCCAUCAUAAUAGUCUCCCUGGUGGGGCACAGUGACUCAUGCCUGUAAUCCCAGCACUUUGGGAGGCCAAGGCAGGCAGAUCGCUUGAGCUCAGAAGUUCGAGACCAGCCUGGCCAACAUAGUGAAACCCUGUCUCUAUUAAAAAUACAAAAAAUGGCUGUUGUGGUUGUGUAUGCCUGUAAUCCCAGCUAUUCAGGAGGUUGAGGCAGGAGAAUCUCUUGAACCCAGGAGGUGGAGGUUGCAGUGAGCCAAGAUUGCGCCACUGCACUCCAGCUAGGGUGACAGAGCAAGAUUCCAUGUUAAAUAAUAAUAGGCCAGGCACAAUGGCUCAAGCCUGUAAUCCCAGCACUUUAGAAGGCCGAGGUGGGUGGAUCACUUGAGGUCAGGAGUUCAAGACCAGUCUAGCCAACAUGGCAAAACCCUGUCUCUACUAAAAUACAAAAAUUAGCCAGUGUGGUUGUGCAUGCCUGUAAUCCCAGCUACUCAAGAGGUUGAGGCAGGAGAAUCGCUUGAACCCAGGAGGUGGAGAUUGCAGUGAGCCAAGAUUGCACCACUGCACUCCAGCCUGG
Messenger RNA from Symphalangus syndactylus (siamang), 5333 nucleotides. RefSeq names its product carbohydrate sulfotransferase 5. Gene Ontology annotation, cellular component: Golgi membrane. Gene Ontology annotation, molecular function: N-acetylglucosamine 6-O-sulfotransferase activity. Gene Ontology annotation, biological process: N-acetylglucosamine metabolic process; carbohydrate metabolic process; keratan sulfate proteoglycan biosynthetic process. The record is from RefSeq and is a predicted model, not a curated record. Lineage: Eukaryota; Metazoa; Chordata; Mammalia; Primates; Hylobatidae.